This is a messenger RNA of Priapulus caudatus, 996 nucleotides long. Its product is annotated as UPF0193 protein EVG1-like. The transcript is spliced from 7 exons. Bases 66 to 746 code for a protein of 226 amino acids. NCBI's taxonomy places the organism in Eukaryota, Metazoa, Priapulida, Priapulimorpha, Priapulimorphida, Priapulidae. The record is from RefSeq and is a predicted model, not a curated record.
GCGCACACACGCCACGCAAGCCGAAAACACCCAAAUAUUUGUAGGUUAGGGAAUUUGCGUUCACGAUGGAUAAAGCGAGGCGAGAAAAUGUGACACGUGGCAAUCCGCGGACGGCAACAACAUAUAGCCAAGGAACACAAAGACUUCUAAAAGUUAUGAUGGAAGAAUCCAAGUUAAACAGUUUAUUGCAGCUGCACUUGACAAAAACUAUCAAAAAUGGAGAUAGUCUACCAAUCACUUGCGUUUUGCGUGAUGAGAAGCCAAAGCAUAGAGAGAAGGUUACAAUAAGUAGGCAGCCACAUAUACAGAGGCCAACAUACAGGACUAAAGAACAAAUAGUGCAAUCUGGUGCUUAUGAGAGGGAUCCUUACAUACCAGAAAGAUAUUUAGCCUCCUCUGCAAAGGAGAAGGAGCGAUUGCAAAACCUCAUGACAUAUGGACAAGAUAGCAUUCCGCAGUCUGCACCAAAACCUGUCAUUGAACCUCAAUUAGGAAAUGAUAGAUUUGAGGAAUUGGAAGAAGAAAUCAAGGAGAGACGGGAGUUCCUGGAAGACAUGCAGCAUCUAGGCCAGCGUAGCAAAUACAGUGCUGCAAUCAAUGCGGAAAUAUCCAUGAAAAUUCGAGAGAUGGAGGUGCUAGACAAGAAGAGGACGGCAGAACUUAAAGAAGCCAUUAACAUAAAGUCACGGCCUAACAAUCCUCGGCCGGAAAGUUCCACUCUCGCUAAUCCACAUGAUCCAAGCUGAUCCUAAACACGAGGUUAUGGUUCACAAAAGUGUGUAAUAUGUAUGAACACUUCUGAUAGCUACAUCUAACAUUCUGAUGUAUAUAUAUCCAUGGAAUAUGCUUUAAGGUAGCUGGGGUUGCUGGGUCUUAUGCUAGCUAGUACUCUAGGAAUAACUAGAUAAUAGAAAUAAAAGCACUUCUGGUAUGAAUCAUAUUGUGUACGUGUACGUAAGACAGGAUCAGUAAACAACCUUGGGUUUAUCGGCAACA